Sceloporus undulatus (fence lizard) is the source of this 787-nucleotide messenger RNA. Its product is annotated as placenta-specific gene 8 protein-like. Gene Ontology annotation, biological process: positive regulation of transcription by RNA polymerase II. The transcript is spliced from 3 exons. The record is from RefSeq and is a predicted model, not a curated record. The coding region runs from base 24 to 362 and encodes 112 amino acids. Lineage: Eukaryota; Metazoa; Chordata; Lepidosauria; Squamata; Phrynosomatidae.
AUAACAUCUAACCAGACUUGUCUAUGGAAAUGACACAUCAUCCUAUUGUCACUCAGCCCCAGGCCCACCGGUGCACACGGAGCUUUGAAUGGCAGACCGAUCUUUGUGACUGUGGUAGCGACUGCCGUGUCUGCCUGUGUGGGACAUUCUGCUUCUCUUGCCUGGGAUGCCAAAUUGCUGAUGACAUGGAAGAAUGCUGCUGCUGUGGUCCAAGUGUAGCCAUGAGGACCCGCUACCGGACUUUGUACAGGAUACCGGGAUCCAUCUGCUCAGACUGCCUCACUGUCGUUUGCUGCGCUCCUUGUAAUCUUUGCCAGCUCAAGAGAGAUAUCAACAGAAGGAAACAAUUAGGGAUAUUCUAGAAAAAAAUUGUGGUUAUCUAUAGAUUACAUAUAAUGGUUUCUCUCAGUUUUACUAGCAAUGUAUUACUUUUUGGAAAUCUUUUUGCCUGAUUGCUUUCCAUUUUUGCAAGUCUGUGUUUGUGUUCCUUUUUAUUCUUUUCCUUUGGAUGACCCAUUUUCUGAAGGAAGCCUUCUUUUCUCAGAAAGCUUCCUUGGUUAACCAUGAUGGUGACCUCUUGGACUUUGUUGUUCAUAUCUCUCCUGAUGGAUGCUACACAUUCUUGCAGAGUUUCUGUUAUUGUGACUCUGGGUAACCUCAUGUGUUCUGCAGAAAUCUGGCCCUCUUUAACUUUUCUCUUCAACUCCCUUUUUACCAAUCCCCUAUUUUUUAGAAGAGCAUUUGUGUUUUGAUGUGAAAUAUAACUGUACUGGCCUUCUUUGGUAAU